Messenger RNA from Colletotrichum karsti, 2040 nucleotides. RefSeq lists its product as uncharacterized. Bases 1 to 2040 code for a protein of 679 amino acids. Lineage: Eukaryota; Fungi; Ascomycota; Sordariomycetes; Glomerellales; Glomerellaceae. The transcript has a single exon. The record is from RefSeq and is a predicted model, not a curated record.
AUGGCCGAAGCCGCGGAACCGACAAUGGACUGCAAUCUGCCGGAGCUCCUCGCUCAGGACCUUGAGUUCUCUGCUCUCAUCUUCGCUUCCAAGAACAUGACGGCCGGCGCCCCUUCGCCGGCCCUCGCCUCUGACGAAGACGAAUGGCCCUCCGCCGAACCCCCGACGGUCCUCGGCGGACCAUGCCACCCGAACGGCGUACCGCAGUUUCAACCACUGGGCGCCAUCGACGAGAAGAGCUCUCACAGCGGGGCCAGCGAUCAUUCCGACGCCGCGUCGAGCUCCAGCGGCGCGUCCUUCAGCGAGGCCGAGGACGGCGACGACGAUGCCGCUGCAUCGCCACAGAUCCGCCAGCACUCCGUCUUGACCGCCGACACCACCAUCUCCGCCUCCAGUCAACCGCCUGCACAGACUACUCACAAGCGUCUCGUGUCGUUUUGUGACGGGUCCGAAGAAGAUGAAGAAGCCGCCCCCGGCAGCUGGAUGGACUUGGAGCCGGAAGGCCCCGGCGACCACCCCGAACUUGGCAAGAGUCUAGACCAGUCGCCGGUGACCACGCCCAUCAAGCCGGUGCGGCCGCUAUCCCGGCUGGGGGACAAGUCCAUCAACGAGUCGCCGCCAAGGGCGAAGAGCGCCCACGCCGCAACUAACAGCCACCGGCUGUCCAACCCGUUCGACGAGUACACGCGACCCACCAGCCGGGCGCGGAGCUUACACGUUCCAACGGCCGCGGCCGACAACGGGAAGGGCAAAGAGCAGAACCGGAUGUCGGUCCAUUCGCUUCACUCCAUCGAGAUCGCCGUCCCUACGCGUACCUCGUCCUUGAAACACCGUGUUUCCUUCACAGACGAUGCUCGCAAGAACAUUGCAUCGCGCUCACGCACUCGCUCACACACCUCCUCUUCCCGCGCACCCUCCGACCACGUCGUUGCGCCGGGCACAAACAGGAGCUCCAUCAUCGCUGACCUGAAGGAGGAACUAGAGCCAUGGUUUCGCUAUCUGGACGAGCAAGAAGGUCUUGCUCCUCCUCUCCUCAUCACUCCCCGUCCAACAUCACGCUCAGCAGAAACCUCGAGGUCCCUCGUGACACCUCGGCCCAGGUCCUCAGCCCAACCGAGAUCACGUCCGACGUCUUCCGUGAGCGCUACAUACACCUGGCUCGAGGACCCGAUCGACAUCCCCUCAGGGGACGACGCCCGCCGGAUACCCCUCCCCCCAAACGUCGUCGAGUCCCUCCGCAUCUCGGUCACCUGCUUCCCAGAGACCAUGCUCCUCUGCUCCAGCCUCUCCAUCGAAACCAUCCGCAGCUACUCCCGCAAAGUGCGACACCCCGUACAAGAACCUGUCCGCCCGGAAACGCCACCGGCCUCCCCGAAACGGUGGAGAUGGCUCGCGCCUCGCCGCACCGCGAACUCCAUCCGCCGCUGUUCCCGCGGCGCCUCCUCCUCCAACCUCGACCUCUCCUCAAUGGGCCCGUCGACAUUGACACUCGCGCCCCCGCAGUGGUCCCGCAUCCGCAACCUCUUCCCCACCGGCUCCGACUACCUCUGCGACGCCCUCUACGCCCACAUCGUCGCCUACAACUACCUCGCCCCGAUGGUCCAGAACCCCCCGCGCCCGCUCACCCCGGGAACCCCCGAGACCCUCUCCGCCGGCGGCGGCGCCGACGACUCCAUCCCCAAGAAGGCCGCCAGCCUGCUCGGCCUGCAGGGUAUGCAGGAAACCUCCCCGCCUCCCCGCCCGCUCCGCAAGCGCUCGAGCAUGUUCCUCGGCGGCCGCCGCGCUUGCUCAUCGCGACAGUCCGCCGCCCCGCCGCCGGUACCCGCCACCCCCGUUCCGACCUCCGAGGUGUCCCUCCGCGACCUCCAGAUCGGUAUCAGGCGGUGCAUCGCGCGCCUCGUGGCCACGUUGCGGGCUGAGGGCUCGGACGGGCCGCUCGCGGGGGAGUCGGUCAACGAGAUCGACCCCCUGAUCAUGCGGUCGCUUUGCGAGAUCGUCAAGUGCUGCGAGGAGUCGACGACCAGCGACCGCGCUCUGUAA